AAAGAAGUGUAUAAGGAGGAAUUGUGAAAACAUAAAAAAACUGUUUGCUUUUAUUAAAUCUUCAUAUGUAUUAACUUCAUGAUUCAAUCGGAUUCUUGCUAUUUUGGACAUUAUCAGAAAUAUGAAAUGCGGAAGUAUUAUCGUUCUUGUGCGUUUCUCAAGUUGAGUGCUGGUGUAAAAAAGCUGUUUACAAAAUUUGCAUCAAACGAUGGAUCAUGGACGCAUCGUGCUACUGGAAGAGCCUCUUCAUCAUCGACGUACUAAAUUUUAAAGAAUUAUUCUAGUUUUAAAAUAAGUUCGCAUUUAAGGGUUCGAAUCAUACCGUGUUCCAUGGAAAAUGGUUAGAUCAUUAUUGCAGAAAAAAAUGUGCUACACAAAUUUUCGCAUCACACAUUUGAUAUUUGGUGUUAUUAUAUUAGCGACCAUAAUAUUCUAUUCCACUCUGAAUAGUCGACAAUUUGAUAUACCCUUGAAACGAUAUCCGGAGCCACGCUUGAACAGCUCAGAAAAGUACUAUGCAGCGUUUCAAAUGGCAAAUUCGACAUCACGUACCGUGCAACUACAGGCGAAACAAUCAAACAGGAAAAAUUGUGGAUUUUUUACCUUCCUAGCUAGUGGCUGUGGUUCAUCAACUAACAUUACAAAUGUGUUGCGGAAACUAGGUGAAGUAAACCUAAUCUCGAAUGAGUCUACGGUUAAAGAAGAUGCAGAAAUUGAUAAUAUACAACGAAUAGACAAACUAUCCGAAUCUCAACCAGUAGAUGAUUCAAAGAAGCAUAAUUUACCUACUGGAAAUAGUUCUACAUCUACCAAGACGGCCGUCUCCAUACCCGUUGAAAGCACGACGGAGAAAGUAGUUAAGACCAAGGAUAUUUAUGAACGGGGGCACAUGAAUGACCCAGCUAGUAUUAAUAAUAUUUGCCCGAACAAAGGUUCAGAUGUAAAUCUACUCAUUUUGGUUACAUCGGCUCCUACUCACCGCGAACAAAGGUUGUCCAUACGACAAUCCUGGGGACAUUACGGUAUACGCCGAGAUAUAUCCAUUGGAUUCGUGCUUGGACGCACGUCAGAUCAGCGUAUCGAGGAUCAACUGUCGGCGGAAAAUUACAUGUACAGUGAUUUAAUAAGGGGGAAUUUCAUCGACAGCUACAGGAAUCUCACUCUAAAAACGAUAUCUCUACUCGAAUGGACUAGCAUCAAUUGUCCAAAUGCAACCUAUCUGCUGAAAACCGACGAUGACAUGUUUAUAAAUGUGCCGAAAUUGCUGCAAUUCAUCGAAUCUCAUCUGAGUUAUAAGCGUUCGAUAUUCGGACGAUUAGCCAAGAAAUGGAAACCAAUCCGGAACAAAAAGUCCAAGUAUUAUGUCAGUCCGGAACAGUAUUUUCCUCCAGUAUUUCCACCUUUUACUACCGGUAUGUAUUAUUCUAUAUUUAUACGUUAUUCUGUCUCAGUUCUAAAGAAUUUAUUUAACAUGUUUCAAAAACGUACAGUAAACCGGGAGCAACUAUUUUGUUUUGUUUGGUCAAAAAUAUUGGCAGUGUAAUUAUGGAAGAACUCU
Molecule: messenger RNA, 1558 nt
Organism: Ochlerotatus camptorhynchus
Lineage: Eukaryota; Metazoa; Arthropoda; Insecta; Diptera; Culicidae
Exons: 2
Coding region: 338-1543 (401 amino acids)
Cellular component (GO): Golgi membrane
Molecular function (GO): hexosyltransferase activity
Source: RefSeq, a predicted model, not a curated record